Messenger RNA from Acomys russatus (golden spiny mouse), 1972 nucleotides. Its product is annotated as zinc finger protein 14-like. Gene Ontology annotation, biological process: negative regulation of transcription by RNA polymerase II. Gene Ontology annotation, molecular function: DNA-binding transcription repressor activity, RNA polymerase II-specific. Bases 465 to 1733 code for a protein of 422 amino acids. Lineage: Eukaryota; Metazoa; Chordata; Mammalia; Rodentia; Muridae. The transcript has 6 exons. The record is from RefSeq and is a predicted model, not a curated record.
CACCAGCCCGAGGCGAGAGGUGGGGUCUUUCCCGCCGCCAUGCUGCGGGCUCUCCUCCGUGUCUUAAGCUGGCAUCGCGUGGUCCCGUGUGCUGCGCUGUGACUGCCGCUGCCGGGAGCUGGGAUGCUCAGCAGCCGCGCCAUGGUGUGCCAGGAAAUUUCAGGAAGGAUUAACUGAAGCAAGAAGACCCUGGCCUAGGCUGGGUGGCACUUUGAGUCGUGGCCUCUAUUGAGAAGUCCCAAGAAGCAGAAGAAGCAGUGUUGUUUUCCUGCCUGCCUUCACUUCUUGCUGGUGAGUGCAUCUGUCCCGUUGCUGCCGCUGCUGUCAUCCGUCACUGACAUUGGAACUCAGCUUUUUGUGCCUUGCAGUGUGGAUGGAAGACCACUGAAGAAGCUGUCCAGGUGUCUUCCAGGCCUUUGGCACCAAAUUGAAGCUCCUGUGGUUGUGAGCAGAGCCUUUCUGUCAUGGAGACGGCCAUUGUUGGGCUAUCCAGGCCAGAUCAGGGUUUGGUGAGCUUUGAGGAUCUGGCUGUGCACUUCACCCAGGAGGAGUGGGAUUUGCUGGAUCCUUCUCAGAGGAGUCUGUACGGAGAUGUGAUGCUGGAGACCUGCAGGAACCUCACUGCCAUAGGAUAUGAGUGCGAAGAUCAGAAAAUUGAAGACCAUUAUGACGAUCCCGAAGAAAAUCUCAGGCACAUUAUAUCUGACCCUGAGGACACACAGCCCGAACUUGAGGAACCCGAAGAGAAGCCACGUGACUCUAAUUUUCUCACAAAUAUGGAAGGCUACAUGGGAGCUCACACUGUGAAUGGGCCUUCUGAGUGUGAGGUGUGUUUAAAAUCCUAUGGACUCUAUCACCUAACCUACAGCGGACAUCACAGCUAUGAGUACAAGGAGUGUGAAGAAAUUAAAACUGUAAGAAAAUGUUAUGAGUGUAACCAGUGUGGCAAAGCUUUGAGUUCUUUCAAUUCUCUUCAAAGACAUCAGAAAAUUCAUAUUGAAGAAAGACCGUACAAGUGUCAGUACUGUAGUAAGGCCUUUAGAUGUCUUAAUGCUCUUCAAUCACAUGAAAGAAUUCAUACUGGAGAAAAACCUUACGAAUGUAAAAACUGUGGUACAUCUUUUAGCAGACUUACUCACCUGCGAUUACAUGAAAAAGUCCAUACUGGAGAAAAGCACUAUGAAUGUAAACAGUGUGAUAUAGUCUUCAAAUCUCAGAGUUCCUAUCACAGACAUAAGAUAAUGCACGGAGAAUCAUUCUAUAAUUGUAAACAGUGUGGCAAGUCCUUUAUUUAUCCCUCUCUGCUUCAAAUGCACGAAAGAACUCACACUGGUGAGAAACCUUACGAAUGUAAACUAUGUGGUAAGACUUUUAGAUAUAAUUCUUCCAUACGAUUACAUGAAAGAACCCACACAGGAGAAAAACCCUAUGAAUGUAAACACUGUGGAAAAGCUUUUACACGCCAGAGUUAUCUCCAGUUCCAUGAGAGGAGCCACACUGGAGAGAAACCCUAUGAGUGUAAAGAGUGUGGCAAAGCCUUUAGACACCACUCUUACCUCCGGUUACAUGAGAGAAGGCACACCGGGGAGAAGCCGUAUCAGUGCGUGCAGUGUGGCAGGUCCUUCAGCCGACAGAGUUCCUUUAAGAGACAUCAGUCCGUCCACGCUGUGCCAAACCCCUAUAAAUGUCAACAGUAUCUAAUUCCAUUAUCCCUGUUUCCUUCAAAUGCAUGAAAGAACUUACACCAGCACCAGACCUUAUGCGUAUGAACAGUGUGAUAAGAUGCUUAUCCCUAGUCACAGAAAACACAUGUAAGGACUCAAAAUAGUGAUGAACCCAAUGUAGAGCUUUCGGGAGUCACAGGGACUCUAGAACCCUGCCGCCUGGAAGCAGUUACCAAAGAUGACGGCUCCUGCCCUUCAGCUCAUGUCAGAAUGUGUGGAGAUCAUGUGUCUCAGGGGGAAGUAAUGCA